Messenger RNA from Hermetia illucens (black soldier fly), 1110 nucleotides. RefSeq names its product methyltransferase-like protein 22. Lineage: Eukaryota; Metazoa; Arthropoda; Insecta; Diptera; Stratiomyidae. The transcript has 4 exons. The coding region runs from base 273 to 1076 and encodes 267 amino acids. Gene Ontology annotation, cellular component: nucleus. Gene Ontology annotation, molecular function: protein methyltransferase activity. Gene Ontology annotation, biological process: protein methylation. The record is from RefSeq and is a predicted model, not a curated record.
UCACUUUUGUUUGUUUACAAAUGCUCACGUGCAAACUCUUGUCGGCGUCAUAGAUCUGUUUAAAAAUACACUUUGUAAAUAGAUUCCUUUUGACGAUUUGCGGGGCAUUAGGUGGCCAACGACUAAUAUUAUUAUGAUAAGUAUAAGAAGUUGGCGCAAGUCCAGGGGCAGAGAGCCGAUUACUAACGGUCGCCUGUAGUGUCCGGUCACCAGCUUGGGUAGAAGCGCGGAAGUUUUAUUUUGCAUCUAAUAUUUCUAAAAUUAUUAGGAAUAUGUACGAAGUUAGUUCUGAAAUUUACAAGGAAACGGAUUUCCAAUCGAAAAAGUGCGAAAAUGGACGUGUAUUAUCAACAUUCGGCUUUAUAUACCCUCCAAGCAAGGACGAUAGUAGCAUGAAAAUUGAUGAUGAUGGUGACCUGAUAGUAACACGUAAAACAAGAGCAGUUAUCGAAAUAGAACAUUCCAGUUCAACAGUUUUACAACUGGUCGGCUUACAAGUGUGGCGCGGGGCGCUUCUUCUAGCCGAUUACCUAUUUCAUAUUCGCCAUGAGUUGCAAGAUAAGCAAAUAUUAGAGCUUGGUGCUGGAGUUGGUCUUACUAGUAUAGCUGCCGCAAUUUACGCGAAGAAAGUUAUUUGUACAGACGUUGAUAUUGGCGGAAUAUUGGAAUUAAUCCGGGCGAAUGUCAAACGCAAUGGACAGAUCCUCAAGGGUGAUUUGAAUGUUAUGGAACUAGACUUUAAAAAACCGUUUUCUAGUAAAUUAACAAAGGCAAUUACGGAAACUGACAUUGUAAUUGCUGCAGAUGUGAUAUAUGAUGACGAUUUAACCGAUUGUCUGAUAAAUGUCCUUGGCACAAUCCUCGAAAAAAAUCCUAAAGUUACGAUUUACAUGGCCUUGGAGCAGCGAUAUGUUUUCACAUUAGCCGACUUGGACUCGGUGGCGCCCUGUUACGAGUACUUCAAAAGAAAAGCAACAGAUAAACAUUGGAUUAUUCGGGACAUGUGUAUUGAUUUUCCACAAUAUUUUGAAUAUGAACGAUGUAAAGAGUUAUUACUCUUGAAAAUAACAAAUUAAGACAUUUUGGUAAAAGAAUGAAUUCAAAAGUAAA